Messenger RNA from Alosa sapidissima (American shad), 2388 nucleotides. RefSeq names its product DEAF1 transcription factor (gene deaf1). Gene Ontology annotation, molecular function: DNA binding; DNA-binding transcription factor activity, RNA polymerase II-specific. Bases 226 to 1878 code for a protein of 550 amino acids. The transcript has 13 exons. Gene Ontology annotation, biological process: regulation of transcription by RNA polymerase II. The record is from RefSeq and is a predicted model, not a curated record. Gene Ontology annotation, cellular component: nucleus. NCBI's taxonomy places the organism in Eukaryota, Metazoa, Chordata, Actinopteri, Clupeiformes, Clupeidae.
CGUUUUGCCUCCUUCCUGUCAGUUCCACCAACGACUUGGAAACGGAAGCCAUUUCUAAUUGUAUAUUUAAUCUGGUAUCACCUGUUAGGACUUUAAUAAGUUCCAUAUUUGUAAGCGUGUUGAAAUAACGUGCAUUUGCUUUGAUUUUAAUGAAACCCGAAACCUCAGAACACACCGCCAUAUUUGCUCUCGGAUAUACUCGGCUGAAAUCGGUAAGUCAGGGAAAUGGACGAGUCUCACUCGGCAACAAAACAACUGGGGUUGGAUGGAGCGUCCGAAAGCACGACUGUCGGGCCAGUAGAGGAGGGGGAGGAUUCGGAUACUGAAUCGGAGGCCGAAGGCACGACGAUGACGGUAAUGGGGGAAGCUAACAUCGACAUCGGAGCCGAGUCCUUGCCGAAUCCAGACGAUACGCAAUCCACAUUCGCAGAGGUCACGACUGUCACUGUUGGGGAUGUCCAGGCAGAUGACAAUGUCUUCACCACCUCCGUGUCCGCGUCCGCUGCCAUUCCAGAGCACGUUCUUACAGGUAGGACUACGCUGCAGAUUGGGGACAGUCUGAAUACCCAGAAGGCCACGCUGAUCGUGGUCCACACUGAUGGCAGCAUCGUGGAUGCCAGUGGGCUGAAGGGGUCGACUUCUCCAAUGGCAACAGGGCCUCAGACUCCGUCCACGCCCCUGACCCCCAUCCAGGAGAAAGACGGCUCCAAGUACAACUGGGACCCAUCUGUCUAUGACAACGAGCUGCCAGUUCGCUGCAGGAACACCAGCGGCAUCCUCUACAAAAACAGACUUGGCUCAGGAGGGAAGGGUCGUUGCAUUAAGCACAACAACGCCUGGUUCACCCCCACUGAGUUUGAGGCGAUGGCGGGCAGGGCCAGCAGUAAGGACUGGAAGAGAAGCAUCCGCUACGCCGGCCGGCCUCUCCAGUGCCUCAUACAGGAGCGCAUUCUCAACCCCCACGCUGCCUCCUGCACGUGUGCGGCCUGCUGUGAUGACCUAGCCCUGUGCACGAAGGACGGCUCGUCAUUCACUGCGGAGAACAUAAAUAUGACGGGACCAGUCAGGUUGUUUGUUCCCUACAAAAGACGCAAGAAGGAGCCUGAACAAGCUCCCACUCCGGAGAAGAAGGACAGUCCACCAACCAAGAACAUCACACUCACACCAGGAACUACCUUUACCGUGACUCCCUCCGGUCAGAUCACCACCUCUGGCACGUUGACCUUUGACCGCACGCCUACAGGCGAGGCCACCGCCAUCAUCUCGGAAGGCCCUGCCCAGGCAGACGUGUUCGCCAGCACUGCAGUGCUGACGACGCUGCCAGCCCUGGCUCUCGCCCCUCCCCCGGCGGUGGUCCAGCCCAAAGUGUCGCCGCCGGUCCUGAGUAACCUGAGUCAGCUGAGUAACCUUGGCAACGGGCUGGAUGCGGACCAGCGCACGUGGCAGCAGCUGGAGGAGGCGGCCAGCACGCUCCUCGGCGCCGCCCAGCAGCUGAAGGUUCUGAUCGAGCAGGCCAAGCAGGCCAGCCUGGCCCACGGAACUGCCAGUGGCACCAGUACCACCGCCGCCACCACCUGCGCCAGCUGCCCCGACGGCCUCAGCGUCAGGAAGGAUCCCUUCCAGACACAGAUCCCGUUCCAGAACCCUGAGGACCCUGAAGGCAAAACCACAGAGAUCCUCAUCAAGCAAAUGUGUGUGAACUGCGGCCGUGACGCUGUGAGUGAGUGCACAGGCUGCCACAAGGUCAACUACUGCUCCACCUUUUGCCAGAGAAAGGAUUGGAGAGACCACCAGCACAACUGUUGCCAGGGCAACACCACUGGGACACAGGAAAUAGUUCAAAUCCAGGGCAUGGAGGUGGAGAAGGUGAAGAUGUAGUGCCAGGCGGAGGUGGAGAAGGUGAAGAUUUCAGAUCCGAUGCUGGACAAGUGGAAGAGCUGGUAUCGAAGAGGUGGUGCGCAUACAGACUGGUGCGUUGCUGUGAAAACGGGGCUGAGGUCAUCGAUGUCCUGCACCUGCUGCUCCCUCCGUGUGCCGUGCUCUGUGGACUGAAAAUGACAGAAUUAUGAGUGAAAUGGGGCUGAGGUCAUCGAGGCCAUGAGUGGAAACGGGGCUGAGGUCAUCAAUGUCCUCCACCUGAUGCUCCCUCCGUGUGCCGUGCUCUGUGGACUGCUGCAGGCUAGUGGUCUGGUGGUCUUCUGCAGGCUGGUGGUCUAGUGGUCUGGUGGUCUGCUGCAGGCUAGUGGUCUGGUGGUCUUCUGCAGGCUGGUGGUCUAGUGGUCUGGUGGUCUGCUGCAGGCUGGCCCGAGCCGUGGCACGCGAUCACAAUCUCUCACCCCUGAUGCAGCCGAUUUUAUUACAUAUUAAUAAAGCUUUCUGUGGACCAGG